AUGAACGACAAGGCUACUGAUGGAAAACUAUGCCUAAAAGAAUUCCCUAAGUCGCUCACGGGCACGACGUUUACUUGGUAUGACAACCUAAAGGAGGAAAGCGUGGACUCCUGGCAAACUAUGUCUGCGCUCUUUCUCGGGAAGUUUUACUCAGCUAAAAGGAAGAUCACGGCGAUAGAUCUGAGCAAGAGCGGGCAACGAAUAAGUGAGGAAGUAGGAAAAUACAUUUCACGGUUCCGACGCUUGACAUUGUACUGCCAUGAAGAGAUUAAUGAGGAGGCGCUUGUUGAAAUAUGCAUACAAGGAAUGGCCCCAGCUUUUAGAGGGAGUUUAAUCAACUUCAGAUUCCAGACGUUCGUGGAGUUAGAAGAAGCAGCUGAGAGGAUCGCAGAUUGCAUAAAAGAGGCACCCAUAGAUUCUGUUUGGCGCACUACAGUCAGUACUGCGUCAGGAACCCCACGCAAUGUAAGACCUAAUAUUAGUAAGGAGAAUAAAGACCAACCCCCGAUCGAUGGCAGAAGCCGAGGGAGAAACAGAGGAAGUAGACGCGAUUAUAAAACACCACCUCUCAUUCCUUGCGACAAAGAACGCGCAAUUAGAUUCUUGAAUCAAUGGAUUUCCGAAGGAGAAAUUCAGUUACCCCCGACCACAGUGGAUAUCAACAAAAUGGAUAAAAACUCAGCCAAAUACUUCCACUAUCACCGAAGGAUGGGGCACCCAACGGAGGAAUGUUUUUCCAUUCGGAGCAUAUUUGAGCGUAAGCGGGCUGCUGGAGAACUCGAGACAACAAGACAAACGAUUACAUACGACCCGUUCCCUCGCCACUAA
Papaver somniferum (opium poppy) is the source of this 828-nucleotide messenger RNA. RefSeq lists its product as uncharacterized. The transcript has a single exon. The record is from RefSeq and is a predicted model, not a curated record. Bases 1 to 828 code for a protein of 275 amino acids. NCBI's taxonomy places the organism in Eukaryota, Viridiplantae, Streptophyta, Magnoliopsida, Ranunculales, Papaveraceae.